CUGAGAUUGAGCUGAGAGCUCCCUCACUUCUGCUAUACCUUGAAACAUGGCGUAUCUGGCUUUAGGACUCACGUUUCCCCUGGAUAUUCUCAAGAUAGGCUCUAGUUGAGGUGCUUGUGCGCAUGGGUGAUAAGAUAAGGGCCCUGAUUUCCUCACGUUUCGUAACGUGUCCGAACAAGUCGUGUACAUGGGCUGUGGCACUUUCUCAUUUAGUUAGCCCCGCGUUAUCGUGAGCAUGUGCGCCUUUCUUCGCUCUUCCGUAGUUUCUCGCUUUCAAUUCCCUCUAUUACCUAGUGGCACAUCAGUAUUUCAUGGGUAACUGUGUCUCCCGUUCUAAACAGCCUUUCCCAGUCUUCUCUAGCAGUUCGUCUGCUGAGAAGAAUACGGGGAAUUACGUUUCAGAUGGUCUACCUGUAGCGGAGCCAACAACUUCUUUUUGGACGAUUCCUGCAACCCCAAUAGGAAAACCUCAGUCACAGAAGAAUUUGCCAUCCCAUGCAGACGUGGUUAUCAUUGGAUCUGGUAUAUCUGGCGCCUCUUUUGCGCGAACUCUGCUUGAGUGCGGAGACUGUCUUCAUGUCGUCAUGCUUGAAGCCCAAGAUGUGUGCUCAGGGGCCACCGGCAGAAAUGGUGGCCACAUCUUUCCCGCUACAUACCAUGACUACGAAGACCUGAAGACAAGAGUGGGCGAGAAUAUGGCAAAGAAGAUGGUGCGUUUCCGGAAAGCGCACUUGGACGAGAUUUUGGCCAUUACCGCAGAGGAGAGUAUCACAGAGUAUACACAAUGUCGUGCCGUCGAGGGUGUCGAUGUGUACUUCGAUAAGCCUACGUUUAAAGAGGCGCAGCGGAAGCUGCAAGUGUAUCAGCGUGAUAUGGGCGAAUAUGCAGGUUCGUAUACCUGCUAUGAGGGUUUAGACGCUCAAGAGAGAUUUCACCUUUCGCCACUUGCGGUGGGAUGUAUUGCCACACGAGCUGGUGCUAUACAUCCAUAUCGCCUUGUGACAUCGAUUUUAAGCCGCCUUCUUACAGACUACCCCAAAGAAUUUGAGAUUCACACCCACACACCUUGUACAUCGAUUGAUGAGCCCACAUCAAGUUGCCCAUUCUAUAGACUCACUACAGCGCGCGGGGUGAUUACGACCCCACACAUCGUGCAUCUCACGAAUGCGUACGCACCUGCGCUCCUACCCGCUCUCAAGGGUGUUAUCCUUCCCAUUCGAGAAACCAUGACCGCACAGCGGCCUGGUCGUAACCUCCAUGCAAGCACGCUGCAUGGCGGGCGGAGCUUCGUGUUCUUUGACAGCCCACGUAAGGGCUUCGACUACUUGACGCAACUCCCAGAAGGCGAGCACGAACUCAUGUUCGGUGCAGGUUUCGAGUCAAGCAUGGAUAGCGCAGCUAAUGCAAUGUAUGGCGUGCAUAGCGCAGCGCAUGUAGGUGGUGCAAUGCCAAUCUAUUUCGGAGCGGAGAGCUGGGGUGCUGAGGCCUUACCAACCACUCCCACAGAUGAACAGGAUGUGGGUGUAGGUUUGUGGGCAGAGGGAAGAGUAAAGGCAAUCUGGAGCGGUCUCUUGAGCCAGUCGGCCGAUGGGAUGCCGUGGGUUGGAAAUGUGCCCGUUAAUGUGGCUGGCAGGAAGGCACCUACUGCUUCGUCUGCACCCUCUGCUCUAAAUUCAAGCACGAGGAAGCUGAAGUCAGUUCUCACUGCUGCUCCUGGUGAGUGGAUUGCGGCUGGCUACUCCGGUGAGGGCAUGGUGCAUGCGUGGCUAAGUUCCAAGGCCGUUGCGCUGAUGCUUCUAGGGGAGGAUCUCACUGAGGUCAAGACUUGGCUCCCUGAGUUGUUCAGUGUCACGGAAGACAGAGUCAAGAUGGCCAAGCGGACUUUCAAGCCUGAUGUUGUACUAAGUGGCAAGAAGCGUGUUUUCAGUCCUUAAUACCUACAUAUGUUAAGAGUCUCCUCUAUAGUGGGUACUAUAAUCAUGUGCAUGUUGCGUAGUUUUCUUGGCUGUAUCUUAAGUAUCACAGUACUGUGUAGUUUACUUGAAUGCAAACUCAUUUUUAUUGUA
Messenger RNA from Suillus discolor, 2066 nucleotides. RefSeq names its product FAD dependent oxidoreductase-domain-containing protein. The coding region runs from base 312 to 1934 and encodes 540 amino acids. The transcript is spliced from 6 exons. Gene Ontology annotation, molecular function: oxidoreductase activity. NCBI's taxonomy places the organism in Eukaryota, Fungi, Basidiomycota, Agaricomycetes, Boletales, Suillaceae. Gene Ontology annotation, cellular component: cytoplasm. The record is from RefSeq and is a predicted model, not a curated record.